Messenger RNA from Bufo gargarizans (Asiatic toad), 3066 nucleotides. Its product is annotated as aldo-keto reductase family 1 member C1-like. Gene Ontology annotation, molecular function: aldose reductase (NADPH) activity; steroid dehydrogenase activity; ketosteroid monooxygenase activity. The transcript is spliced from 10 exons. Gene Ontology annotation, biological process: steroid metabolic process. The record is from RefSeq and is a predicted model, not a curated record. Gene Ontology annotation, cellular component: cytosol. Lineage: Eukaryota; Metazoa; Chordata; Amphibia; Anura; Bufonidae. Bases 203 to 1108 code for a protein of 301 amino acids.
CAACACAGUAAGCUGUGACACAUUUCACUAUGGCACUCAAGUCAGACGCCUGUGUUGUGCUGAAUGAUGGGCAUAAAAUGCCAGUGAUUGGAUUUGGCACCUAUGCCCCAGAAACGAUAUUCUCGGCACCAACAUGGAGUCUAAACCUGGAAUAAUCUAGAACUGCCGCCCUUCCUUCUGGUAGCAAGCAGGAUUGGCCCAAAUGGGGAAGAAUGGAAUGUACACAAAAGAACAGGCAGAGGAGAGCACCAAGGUGGCUAUUGAGGCUGGAUAUCGCCACAUCGACGGUGCCUUUAUCUAUGGGAAUGAGGCUGAAGUUGGCAAAGCCAUUAGAUCAAAGAUUGCUGAUGGAACGGUGAAGCGAGAAGACAUUUUUUACACUGGAAAGCUCUGGAAUAAUAGCCAUGCUCCUGAGAGAGUCCGACCUGCCCUGGAACAUUCUCUUAAGGAUUUGGGGCUGGAUUACAUGGAUCUAUUCCUUAUCCACACACCCGUGGAGUUUAAGCCUGGAGAUGAUCCUGUACCCAAGGAUGAAAAUGGAAAAUUGAUUUUUCAUAACACAGAUAUUCGGGAAACGUGGAAGGCUAUGGAAGCGUGCAAAGAUGCUGGGCUUGUUCGAUCCAUCGGCGUCUCCAAUUUUAACUGCAGUCAAUUGGAACUAAUUCUCAGCAUGUCAGGACUGAAGUACAAACCAGUGUGCAACCAGGUGGAAUGUCACAUAUACCUCAAUCAGAGCAAAUUAAAGGAUUUCUGCAAGUCUCAUGACAUUGUGCUGGUUGGAUAUGCUGUACUGGGAUCAAGCAGAUAUCCGAACAGGUUUAAUCAGAAUGCUCCCAAAGUGCUUGAAGAUCCCAUUUUAAACGCAAUAGCUAAGAAGCUGAACCGCACCCCGGCACAGGUGGCCUUGCGAUAUCUGCUACAGAAGGGAGUGGUAGUCCUUGCAAAAAGCUUCAGCCCUGAGAGGAUCAAACAGAACUUCCAGAUUUUUGACUUUGAAUUAAGUGAUGAAGACCUAAAAACACUUGAUGGAGUCAAUCAAAACAUGCGUUACCUGAUACUCAAGUUGUGGAAAGAACACCCUAACUAUCCAUAUAAUGAUGAGUAUUAAGAAUACUGGACAAGUCUCCUGGAUCCAGCCUAUAAAUGUUGACAUUUUAUCUCCCUAGUCCAGGAGAUACAAAACGCCGUUCACCACAGUUUUUUUUAUGGGAGACAUAAUUAAUAUGAUUUUUGGUUGCCAAACACGAAAAUUACAUUGGCUAUGAAAGAUUGGUAUUUGUUUUGGAAAUUAUAGGGGGAGGGGGAGAACACAGGGCAUUUGUCAAUAUUUACGCCACUACUGAAGCAUGAAAGUCACAAACUAAUGUGGCAGGAAAAGGGGUGGAGAUUAGUGAAAGGGGGCAGAGCCUACCAUGGCCCACCGGAUUUACUAUAACUUACACCAGAAAGUGGCAUAAGUUAUAGCUUAAGUUUAUACCAGUCCUUGGUUGGAGUAGAUUUGAAUAUCGGGAGCAGAGAGGGCCAGAGAUUUGUCUAAUUUAUUAAGUGGCAUCUGCCUCUUAAUAAACUAGGCGAAGCACACUCCAGCAUACAGGGUUUUAGAAAACUGGUGUAUGGGAACGGCCGUCUUGAUAAAUCUCCCCCACGGAGUAUAAAGAGAUUUUCUGUUUUGGCUAUGUAAAUAAUUACAUUAAUAUCUGUGGGUUUUUUAAAUUUAAUUUUUUUAUAGCACUAAAGCGAUUUAACAUACUUUUGUUUAUUGUUUCCUCUUAUCAGAAGUCAUUUUGAUAUAUGGGAUGUAUGGGUUAUGGUCCCAGGGGCGGGCCUAGAAGAUGCGGUGUGACCUCUGGGGCCAGGGCAGGAAGUGGCAUAGCUUAUUCUUGAUCUCUGUACACAGCGUUCAUCCAGCAGGAAAUGGUUAAUGGGGAAAACAUCUGAAUGGGAAUAAAGGAUAAGCUGCUUCAGGGGCAUUCUGCAGCCCAUUUUCUCAUAUGCCAAUAAAAGUCCACCUACAGGCUGAUGAAGCCUUCUUUUGCUGUUUAAACAGCCUUCAAACUUACUAUUGUUUUCAGAGUUUUCGUUUUUUUUUACCUUUUCCCUCUGUAAUUUCCAAACAAGGACCAAUCUCAGUUUCAAUGUCAUUUUGGAUUCAGCACCACACAAUUUUGUAAAAUUACGUAAUUCUGUCUGAUACAAAAAGCUUCUUAAUUUUAGUACAACAGACUAUUCAAUAUUUUUUUUAAAAGGGAAUCUGUAAUUAGUUUUGAAAUUGCUAAACUGCUGACAGCACUAGGCUGGGGCUGGAGAGAGCAGUAAAAAUGUACCUUUUGCACAGCUUUUAAUCUUGGGGCUCAGGAGGAGGAGCUUCACAGUGUGGUCCUGUCAACAAUGAGCUGCUUUACAGCCCGUCUCUUGCUCUGAGUGCCAGAUGUAGUGAUCUUUAGGGUGGAUGCUACAGCUGACACUCAGAGUAGAGGGGAGGAGCUAUAAAGCGGCUCAAUGCAAAAGCUCUUGGCAGUGAAGCUCCGCCUAUAGUGCACUUAAAAGGUUUUUCCUGUAUUUUUAUUAUUGAUGGCCUAUCCUAAGCACAGGGCCUCAAUGUGAAAUUAGCAGUGCUUUACCGAACUGGUAACUGCAGCCUUCAAAAAAAUAAAAUAAAUUACUAGAGCAGAAUAUUCACACUGUUGAUGAGACGUUCCACAAAAGGUAUGUUUGCACUAUUGCCUCCAGCUUCUUCCUAGUGCUGUCAGUAGUUUUGCAUGGUUAAAACCGCUGACUGAUUCCAAGAUUGAGUUCAGAUGCAAAAUCUGCAUGUGUAGACUUUGCUAUGGAAUCUACUACAUGUGGAUAGGGUUUUAUAGCCCUAUGCAUGUGUUUUGUAUUUUAAAUUGGUAUGAAGUCCACACCACAAUUCUGCAGUGUCUUAACUCUGCCUAAUGUACGACAUUAUUCUGUAUAUUACAGUAAGACAUGACAAAUUACCUUGACUAUUGCACUUCGGUUGGGAGGGGCAUCUGUUUGAAACUUUUGCAAAAAUUUCUUCCAUAAAAGAAAUAGAACACUGAC